AUCAUAUCAUGUUGUCUUUUCUUCCAAAGCUUUUAAAAUGUAAACGUAACUUGGCUUAUCUUGCACGUUCGAUUUACGGUGGCCGCCAUCUUGCUGUGAGGGAAGCGUGAGUCAUAUUAUAUUUACUCUGUUCCAUCUGAGGUUAAUCACACAGACCCAAGAUGGAUGCAGAUCUCUAUGAUGAGUUUGGGAACUACAUCGGACCUGAUUUGGAAAGUGACGAUGAUGAGGAUGAAGAAGAACAGCAGGAAGAUGAGGAAGAGGAGGCAGAUGAGGAGGAGAUGGACAUGGACCGCGAUGAUGACCAAGACAUCAAUGACAUGCAGGUGGUACUACACGAAGACAAGAAAUACUACCCCACACCUGAGGAGGUAUAUGGACCAGAGGUAGAGACAAUAGUUCAUGAGGAGGACACCCAGCCCCUGACGGAGCCCAUUAUUGCCCCUGUCAAGAGGACAAAGUUCCAAGUUGCAGAACAAGAACUGCCAGAAACAACUUAUAACAUAGAGUUUUUAGCAGACUUGAUGGACAACCCAGACCUUAUCAGGAAUGUGGCACUGUGUGGUCAUCUCCACCAUGGAAAGACAUCAUUUGUGGACAGUUUGGUGGAGCAGACACACCCGGAGAUGGAAAUAGAGGAAGGGAAAGAUCUUAGGUACACAGAUAUUUUGUUUACAGAACAAGAGAGAGGUCUAAGCAUCAAAUCACUCCCUGUGAGUCUCUUGCUACAAGACACCAGGACAAAGUCAUACCUCGUCAACGUGUUUGACACACCAGGACAUGUCAACUUCUCUGAUGAGGUGACAGCCGCGUUCAGGAUGUGUGACGGUGCUGUUAUCUUUAUUGAUGCUGCAGAGGGGGUGAUGUUGAACACAGAACGCCUCAUCAAGCAUGCCCUCCAGGAGAAGCUAGCAGUCACAGUGUGUAUUAACAAGAUAGACAGAUUGAUACUGGAGCUCAAGCUGCCGCCCACUGAUGCUUAUUAUAAACUGAGACACAUCGUGGAUGAAGUCAAUGGCCUGAUAAGCACGUUUGCAGAUGAGGAAGAAGACAUGUCGGUCUCCCCUCUGAAGGGCAAUGUCUGUUUUGCCAGUUCGUACUACAGGUUUUGCUUCACUCUCAGCUCCUUCGCUAAGAUAUACUCUGAUACGUACGGUGGUAUUAACACAUACGAGUUUGCCAGGAGACUGUGGGGAGAUAUCUACUUCAACAGCAAAACGAGGAAAUUUUCAAAGAAGCCUGCCAACAGCACAUCCCAGAGAAGUUUUGUGGAGUUUAUAUUAGAACCACUGUACAAGAUAUUUUCUAUGACUGUGGGGGACGUGGACCUGAACCUGCCGCAGGUGUGUGAGGAGCUGGGCAUCAGUCUCACCAAGGAGGAGAGGAAACUGAACAUACGGCCCCUUCUCAGGAUUGUACUGAGGAGGUUCUUUGGGGACUUCUCAGGCUUCGUUGACAUGUGCGUGCAGCACGUGCCCUCCCCUGGGGACCACGCCAAGUCCAAAGUAGAGCACACAUACACAGGGCCUCUGGACACGGAGCUGGCAGACUCCAUGACACAGUGUGAUCCUGAUGGUCCUCUUAUGAUCCAUACCACAAAGCUUUACCCCACAGAAGAUGCUACAGCAUUUCACGUGCUUGGUCGCGUGAUGAGUGGCACGCUGUAUGCGAACCAAGAUGUCAAAAUCCUCGGGGAGAAUUACUCAUUACAGGAUGAAGAAGACUCCAGGUUUGGUCAGGUGGGAAGACUGUGGAUAUAUGAGGCCAGAUACAAGAUAGAGGUGAACCGUGUGCCAGCAGGUAAUUGGGUGUUAAUAGAGGGCAUAGAUCAGCCCAUAGUGAAGACUUCUACUAUAACAGAGGCCACAGGGAAUGAAGAGGCCUUCAUCUUCAGACCUCUGAAGUUCAACACAAGUUCUGUGAUCAAGAUAGCCGUAGAGCCGGUCAAUCCAUCAGAGCUCCCCAAGAUGUUGGACGGACUGAGGAAAAUUAGUAAAAGUUACCCUCUUGUAACAACAAAGGUAGAAGAGUCAGGAGAGCACAUAGUGUUGGGGACAGGGGAGCUGUAUCUGGACUGUGUGAUGCAUGAUCUCAGAAAGCUGUAUUCAGAAAUAGACAUUAAGGUAGCUGACCCAGUAGUAACUUUUUGUGAGACAGUGGUGGAGACUUCCUCCCUCAAAUGUUUUGCUGAAACACCCAAUAAAAAAUCCGAAAUGUGAAGUUUAAGAUCUUGGAUGCAGUGAUAGCCCAGGAACCGAUCCACAGGGGAGGUGGACAGAUUAUUCCAACAGCCAGGAGAGUGGCAUACUCUGCUUUCCUAAUGGCCACACCCCGUCUGAUGGAGCCAUAUUACUUUGUGGAGGUUCAGGCCCCUGCUGACUGUGUGUCUGCAGUGUAUACUGUACUGGCUAGGAGAAGGGGUCAUGUGACUCAAGACGCUCCAAUCCCAGGCUCACCACUGUACACAAUCAAAGCUUUCAUUCCUGCCAUAGAUUCCUUUGGGUUUGAGACAGACUUGAGGACCCACACACAGGGACAGGCUUUCUGUCUGUCUGUAUUCCAUCACUGGCAGAUUGUACCUGGAGACCCCUUGGACAAGAGUAUCAUAAUUCGUCCCCUGGAGCCCCAGCCUGCCACUGCUCUGGCCAGGGAAUUCAUGAUCAAAACCAGGAGAAGAAAGGGUCUUAGUGAAGAUGUCAGCAUCAACAAAUUUUUCGACGACCCUAUGUUGUUGGAGUUGGCAAAACAGGACGUGAUGUUGAACUAUCCCAUGUAGGUUUCCAACCUCUAGGCCAGACAAAACAGGAUGUGAUGUUGAACUAUCCCAUGUAGCUUUCCAACCUCUAGGCCAGACAAAACAGGAUGUGAUGUUGAACUAUCCCAUGUAGCUUUCCAACCUCUAGGCCAGACAAAAUUGAUGUGUUGGCUAAUAAGCACAAACGACCCUGAUUUUGAGUACAUCACAUUUUUUGGCAUCCAGUUCUUUACUAAAAUAGAAAAAUGUAUAAGAUAUUGAUGUGAUAGGUGGAGGAGAUUUACAAUUGACUCCAAGAAAUUUUGUUGUUGUUUUUAUUGCUAUAAAAUUGCCCACGCUGUGGAUUUGACAUUUCCUCUCCGCCCCAAAAAAUUUGUUAAACUCUAAAAUAAUGACAUUAUGCUUCUUGAACUUAAUGUUUAAAAAGCAAAAAUAAAUUUUGUCUAGCGACCCCGCUUACAGAGACAUUGCUUGAAAGAUGACAUAUCAGUUUUGUCUGGUCUUGCUGGAGAUGGCCAGAAACAGAAAUGUUAAAAUGCUUGAGUCAAGCAUGGAGGACAUAUGUCCAUGAAGAGGACAGUGAACAGUGUGUUGUCUGUUAAACAUGAAGGUGAAGUUUGUACACAAAGAUAUAUAACAGCACAUAACAAGUCUAAUUGCCACCAUUUCUUCUCAAACAGCUUAAGAAAAGAAAUAUGAAUCCUGUGCUGGAAUUGGAAAAAGGAACUGAUGUAAUACAGAAAACGUGGAAUUUUGAUUAAAGAGUGGCAGAGAAUAUUUUGUAUUUUCACUUGUGUAUUCCUCAUGAUUAGGGUGACUUGUAUGUAAAUGUAGUAUUUUUAUAAGAAAGCGAUACCAAAUGCCUUACAGGUGUUUUUAUUGCAAAAAAUAAAUGAAGUACGCUUGGAGUAACGGUGGUACUAUACUUCUUGUAAAGUCAAUUGUAGAAAUAUAUUUCCGUGUUUUGAUGAGUUUAUUACCCGUAUCAAUGAUUAUGCAAUGGCGUGAUUAUAGGAGAUGACUAUUGUAUACUCUCCUCUCGCAGAAAAGAAAGACUUUAAUAAAAAUACAAAUUCAAAUAAA
Messenger RNA from Lingula anatina, 3838 nucleotides. Its product is annotated as 116 kDa U5 small nuclear ribonucleoprotein component-like. Gene Ontology annotation, biological process: mRNA splicing, via spliceosome. Lineage: Eukaryota; Metazoa; Brachiopoda; Lingulata; Lingulida; Lingulidae. Gene Ontology annotation, molecular function: GTPase activity; U5 snRNA binding; GTP binding. Gene Ontology annotation, cellular component: U4/U6 x U5 tri-snRNP complex; cytosol; U2-type catalytic step 2 spliceosome. The record is from RefSeq and is a predicted model, not a curated record.